This is a messenger RNA of Schistosoma margrebowiei, 3281 nucleotides long. The record is from the annotation of a GenBank genome assembly. NCBI's taxonomy places the organism in Eukaryota, Metazoa, Platyhelminthes, Trematoda, Strigeidida, Schistosomatidae.
AUGUCAUGGCAAGCAUUUCUGAUUUUUGGAGCAAUAUUGUAUGAAAUUGAUACUAUACAGUCUGCUAUUAUAGCUAACCCGACCUAUUUAACUAAAAAUGGGAUACCAUGCGAUUGGGAAGACAUUAUAUUUUUCAAUAAAUUUGUGCCUGGUGUUAUUACUGCUGUGGAGUGGUGUUCACUGGAAGUCAAUGUUGAUUGCCAACGAAAAUGCUACGUAGGCUAUGCCCUGUAUCAAUAUUGGGAAGGUUAUAGAUUCCGGUAUUUCACAAAAUUUUACAAUGCUUAUUUUAGAUCCGGACUCUACAAUUCGCCAGUUUUGUUUAUUACAGGUUCUCAAGGAAGUUUCAAGACAGUCAGAUCAUUAGCAACAACUGUCUAUAAUUUUGCACAAUAUAGUUCAUCACUUGAUUACUACAGUGUUGAUUUCAAUGAAGAACCGUCUGCUCUCAGUGGUGAAAUUAUUGAACGUCAAACUGAUUUUGUGGAUAAAGCGAUCGAUACUAUUUUAGGAACAUAUGCUAACCGACCUAAUCCUCCUGAACAUAUCGUGUUAAUAGGUCAUUCUGUUGGUUCUGUAGUAAUUUUCAACUUGUUAUCAUCACGUUGGAGUAUAACUCAAACUAAAGUCAAAUUAGUUUUAUCUUUGGCUGGUCCGAUUUAUCAACCAGUUAUUUUGCCAGACCGUUCAAUGGCGCAAAUUUAUCAACGUAUACACAAUUAUUUGGAUGAGAUUUCAAAUAUUCCCGAUUAUCCUUUAGUAAUUAUAUCAAUUACAGGUGGUUCUCGAGAUCGAAUUGUUCCUGAUUUACUUGGAAAUAUUGAUCAAGCUUAUCCUGUUUUAAAUUCACUCAGUUUAUCCACGUCUGCAAUUCAGAAUGUUUGGGCGUCUUGUGAUCAUCGGUGUAUUCUUUGGUGUUUACAAUUGAUGUUGGUAUUGAACAAAGGUUUACUUGAACACAAUUCACUUUCUUCAGAUGCUAUCAGUCGUUUGAAUAUAUUUCGUAAUCUACUUAUUACAAGACCUUUGUUAUCAUAUACUAUUCAUCAUGAUCAUGAUAAUUAUCAAGAAUCCAACUUCAAAUUGUCACAAACAAUUUCAUCAGAUAUGUUUUGGAUUGAUAAAACAAACCAACUGAAUUCUAUCAUGAAUUUUUAUGUGCCCUAUAAUGGUCUACUAGUUAAAUUUGGUCCAUUUUUCUUCAAUCCAGAACAACAUAUUUUGAUCUUGGUCACUAAUGCACCAGAAGACUGGCUUCAUUUAUGCAUUGAAAUAAAUCAUACAAGUAAUAAACAUUGUGAUUAUUUUGUUCCAAUUCCGUCAUCAUUUGUCACUUGGUUACCGGAUCCACUAACUGGAAGAUCGAUUGCAGCUGGUUUAAUUACAUUACCAAUGCUACAAAAAUUAAAUGUGUUUCACAGCUUAUCACUACCACUUACAAAUCAAGAUAGUAUUGAUGAGUUCAAGUUGUAUUUAGUAAUCUCAAGUGGUAUAAAUCCAUUUUGGGAUAAUAUGACAAUUUUGUUUGAUACAUUCGAUAAUGCUACUGAACGAAUUCAUUCAAAUCUACCAUAUUAUCCAAGUAUAUCAUCCUAUUUUGGUGAAAAUUCCAUAAUAACUUUCAAUCCUAAUAUAACAGGAAUAUUUCAUCGUUUUUAUUUACCGAAUAAAAAUUAUUAUCUAAGCUCAUCUACAAUUGGACCAGAUUUAUUGAUUAAACGAACAAAUUGUUCUGCUGAUAAAAGAUUUAUGGGAAUGGUUACUUUGAAUACAAUUUGGUGUAAUUAUUUCCAAUAUGUUACAAUUGAAAAUGACAAAACAGAGAUAUCUUUUCAACUUCCAAUAUCAUCGAUAUCCUUUUCAAAUUAUUUAAAAGAAUCUCCUUCAUUUAUUGAUUUCUAUUUGGAUCCAAAUUGUGUUUAUGAAGUGUCUGUUUAUUAUUCUAUAAUUAGUUGGUUUUCUCAAUUGAUUCGUCUUCAUUGUACACAUUUUGGUGGAUUACUAUGUGGACAUUUAGUAUUAUCAUUAGUUAUAUUAACAUUUCGAUUAAUUUCAUUUAAUGAAAAUCAUUUCUUGCCAAUCUCUCAUCAUAACUUCUUAUCAAUAAUUCGUGAGAUAUAUUAUCAUCAAGCUGUUGUUUUACUACAUUUUCUGAGUUUUCAACUAAUAUCUUUACCUUAUUCUGAAUGGAUUGAAUUACAACAAAUUGGACAACUUGGUUUACGUUUCAUUCAUACAAUUAAAUUAUUAUCAUUUAUUGAUUUUUCUAAUAAUUUAAUAUUGAUUUUAAAUCAUUUACCAUUAUUGAUUAUAUCAAUACCAUAUGGAUUUAUAAUACCAUUAUUAAAUGUUAUUAUUGAUAAAGGAUUUUUAUUCUUAUUAUCAUUGUCACCAUCAUCAUCAUCAUCAUCACAAGUCAUUCAUCGAAAUAAUUAUCCUAUAAUGAAACAUAAUGAUAAUUUUAUUUCAUCUUCUACAUGGAUUAUGAAUAUUUCAACAUUGUUUAUUCUAUCUAUUGCUUGGUUAUUAACUGAAUCAUUAGCUGUUCUCUUACUCAGCUUAUUAUUAUUGAUGAAUAAUAUUUUAUUUGAUCAACAAAAUUAUAUCAAAAAUAUACAAAAAUCAUUAUGUAAUCAUAAUAAUAAUCGAUUGAUUCAAUUAAUCAAUAAUAAUAAUAAUAAUAAUCAAUAUCAAAUGAUAAAAUAUCAAUUAAAAUUAUAUUAUUUAAUUAAAUGUCGUUUAUUUAUUUUAUUAUUGAUUAUUAAUUUAUUAAUGUUAAAUGAUUGGAUAUUAUUUAUUGAAAGAAUUCAAUUAUUGGAUUAUAAUAUUUCUAGUUUAUUUUUACAUUAUUCAUCAAUUUUACAAUUUAAUCAUAUUAUAUCUAGUACUUUCAUUUUAUUAUUUACAUCAAUAUGGUUAUUACAAUUUAGUAUAAUACAUAUUAUUCAAUCAUCAUCUUCUUCCACCUGCUGUUCAUCCUCUUCCUCCUCCUCCUCAUCAUCACAGUCAACGUCAUUAUCAUCAUUUUUAUUAUUGUUCUAUAGUUGUCAUAGUAACAACCAUUUUAAUAUUAAUACUAAUAAUUAUUUUUCAUUAUAUAAAUUUUUAAUAUUUUGUUGUCAAUUAAUUAUUAUUUGUUUAUUAUUUAAUUUAUUUAAUUUAACUAUAUCAUUUUAUAAAAUUGUACAAUUUACUAUAUUUAGCCUUGAAUGUAUUAGUUUAAUGUUAUGGUUUUCAUGUAAAUCUUACACUAUGAAAAUAAAAAAUUGAUCCAAGUGUUU